This is a messenger RNA of Cladocopium goreaui, 17292 nucleotides long. Lineage: Eukaryota; Dinophyceae; Suessiales; Symbiodiniaceae. The record is from the annotation of a GenBank genome assembly.
AUGAGUGGACAGACAAAGAGAGAUGCUGCUGAAGCUUUUGGGCAACAACUGCCAGCCUUAGGGGACUUGAACUUGGCGGAACUCACGGCCGUGGCGCCCGUGGAUGGCCGUUACAGGAAGAACACCAAAGGCUUGGCCGAGUACUUCUCUGAGUACGGCCUGAUCCGCUACCGAGUUCAUGUGGAGAUCGAGUACUUCCUGGCCCUCAUGGCCACACUGCCCAUGGGCCAAGAUCUUCCAUCCACCGCCCAAGCGCAGCUGCGGGAGAUCCCGGCUAAGUUGACCUUGGAGAACGCCCAGGAGAUCAAAGACACCGAGAAGGUGACCAACCACGAUGUGAAGGCCGUGGAGUACUUCAUCAAGAAACGUUUUGACGAGCUCGGCUUGGAGAAAUACAAGGAGUGGGUUCACUUUGCACUGACGAGCCAGGAUAUCAACAAUACGGCCACGCCCAUGCUGAUGCGCGAUGCCAUCCACAGAAGUUACAUCCCUUCCAUGGAGGCGUUGGUGGAAACUCUGCGAGGCAAACUUCCGGACUGGGACAUGCCGAUGCUGGCGAAGACCCAUGGCCAACCCGCUUCUCCCACCAACUUGGCCAAGGAAUUCAAGGUGUUCCUUGAACGCAUCGAAAGCCAGCUGAAGUUGCUGAAACAGGUUCCACAUAGCUGUAAGUUUGGUGGCGCCACAGGCAACAUGAAUGCACACUUGGUCACCUUCCCAGAGGUAGACUGGCGAUCCUUUGCCAACAAGUUCUGCACCGAACACUUGGGAUUGGAGAGACAGCAGUACACCACCCAGAUUGAGCAUUACGACAACAUGGGUGCCAUCUUUGACGGCAUCAAGCGCUUGAACACCAUCCUGCUGGAUCUCUGUAAAGAUGUGUGGAUGUACGUCUCCAUGGAGUACUUCAAGCAGAAGAUCGUGGCGGGUGAGGUGGGCUCCAGCGCCAUGCCGCACAAGGUGAACCCGAUCGAUUUCGAAAAUGCCGAGGGUAACCUGGGCUUUGCCAAUGCCAUGUUGGAACACCUGGCGCAGAAGCUCCCGGUGAGUCGUUUGCAACGCGACCUCACGGACUCCACGGUGCUGAGAAAUGUGGGACUUCCCUUGGCGCACACGGCCAUCGCCCUGGCCUCCAUCCAGCGGGGCCUCGGAAAGCUGCUGGUGAACAAGGCGGCCGUGGAAGCGGACUUGGAAAGCAAUUGGGCCGUCGUGGCAGAGGCGAUUCAGAGCAUCCUGAGACGCGAGGGAUAUCCCAAGCCCUACGAAGCCCUGAGAGAUUUGACGCGAACCAAUGAAGCCAUGACCAAAGAGCGAAUCCACAAUUUUGUGGACACCUUGAAAGUGGACGACAAGAUCAAAACUGAGCUCAAGAAAGCCAGCGACCUGCAGAGUGCCUCAUCACAAUUUCUGGUGCGGCAGAAGGAACCGCAGAGGUCUCGAGCUUCAUCUGCCACCAAGGAGCGUCGUUCUCGACCAAAUCUGCAGCGCUUUGGAGAACUGUUGCAAGCAGGCAGUAUCCCCAACAGCGUUCUCACGCCCUUAGACCUUUCGAUCCUGCUCAUUGCGCCGGAUGCAGCGUCUGAAAGCUUGCUGCAACGCACGCUGUCCAGCCUCUCUGAGACCCAGGGGUUCGCGGCUUCCACAGUGCUGUUGGCGCACAGUCAACCGAAGCUCUUCAUUGCACAGCUGGCGGAGCACUUCCAAGUGCAACGAUUGCAGGUGGACAUUGACAAACGCAUCAAGCGCGACUCAGAUCGGCUCUCUGCCCUGUACAAGGCGGCCUUUGAAGGUUUCCCAAAGACCAAUCUUCCAAAGGUUCGUUUUGUCUUGGUUUUGGCCAUAGGUGACCUCUUAGCUCCGGAUGCCUUGUGGUACUUUUCACAGCUGGCAGAUGUGCUCCAACGCGACGACAGUCUCUUGGCGGCGAACGGUUGGAAUGACCAGGCUUUGGCGCCCUAUGCCGCAGACCCGACGGUGGUGCUGCGAACCGACUGGUUCAGUGGCUCGGGCUGGUUGGCCACACAUGAAGCGAUGCAGGAGAUGUUAUCCCAAUGGCAUUUGGGUAGUCCCUGGGACGCCAUGUUCCGCGACGAGCGCCUGAGGAGGAAACGCCAGUUUCUGACACCGGAGGUGUCACGUGUGAUCCCCGACCGCGGCUGGGUUCUGGACGACGGAGCGACCGGGCAUCACAGUGCCGCCCGCGCAAGGUUGGAUCCCCACCUCUUUGCGCAGACUCCUCUGUGCGAUGUUCCUGUUGUGGACUUGGGAGCUUUGGAGCGGCUGAUGGAAGAGCCGUACAAACGGCUCUUCUUCAUUGACUGGCCGGGCGAAGGGUUGUUGAAGACUAAGCUCCUGAGCUCCUUACAGAGCUUGUUGGAGGGCAAGGUCAACUCAGGGGGACCUUUCCGUUUGGUCUAUCGCAAUUUGGAUCCCGAGAGUGACACGACAUGGAAAGGAGUGGCGCAGUUUUUCAACCUAUGGCCUGACUUGCCCAUGCGUGGCGCGUACUACGGCAUCGUGCGCUUGCGUUGGAGAGACACCGUGCUAUACCUGGUGCCCAAUUCCUCACCUUUGUGCCGUGGUGAAGUGAGGGAGGCCUUGUUACGUCCAGAGGAGGAUGCGGUGACUGGCUCUGUGCUGCCACCCACGGCCAGUCAAAUCCUGGAUCCCAUGCUGUUCCCAUUGGCCUCUCAUCCCUUGCUGGUUCCAGCCUCUUCAGAGUUGCUGCCUGCGGACUUUCCAGGCACCUCCUGCAGUUUCGUUUGCGAGGAAGCGGGCCUCCGCUGCCAUCCGGAGGAUUUAGCCUUCAUCAACAACUGCGCCGCCUUAGCCUCGCUGGGCUGCAGGCGCUGCGAAGCGGACCAGGGACCAGAUCAACCGGCACAGGAGUUACAAGGUCCCAAGGCGGGGAGAUGUUUGUACAACGGCAACCUGGGCUGGGACACCUGGUGGGACGCCUGGAGCAUCCUGGAGCGGGAAAGCCAUGGGGAGGCGGAGCACUGCGGUGCAUCCAGCGGCAUUGGGACUAUGGAAAAUGAGACAGGUGAGCAGGACGUCCUUCCAGACGUACGUGAGUGGACGAGUGACGGGGGCGAACACGCUCAAGCUGCGCAGUCAACCACGGCUGCCGAAAGGGAGCACUCUCAGGGUGCUGUGACUCAACCAAGGUGGACAGAAGAAGAGUGGAGACGAUGGAAUCAGUGGCAUGGGGGCUGGAGUAGGUCUUGGAACUACUCUACGACGUGGGAGAGCCAGGACAGUCACAAAGCAGAAACGACUGAGGCUAGAGGGACAUCAGUCAACCCUGCUCCAGUGGCUGCCUUAGAUUCCAGAGGUCUAGAUCCUCUUCAAGCAGCUGAUCCUUGGAGUAGAACGUGGCAAACGUCACGGAAUCAGUCUAAGAAGGAUGACUGGUGGGGGUCAACCAAAGGUGACUACUCAGAACCGCCCAUAUGGGCUGGCUGGCAGCACUACCGGCUGUGGCGACGUGCUUUGACCAGAUGGAAUGGCAACACUGACGUUGCACUUCACAGGCGAGCUGAGAAGGUCCUCAAGAACAUGGAAUGGGAGCUGCAGGCCAAGUUAGAGCACAUCACCGAGGAGGAGUUGGCUUCUCAUGACUACUUGUCUGCCAUUCUUGGUGUUCUUGACGUCUUGGCGGGUGAACGGCAAGACUCUGAGAAGAGACGCUCCAUCAGAGCGGCCUUGUAUGAGGGCAACAGGCAUCAAGGCGAGAGCCUCGCGCAGUACUCACUCAGGCGAGAGAGCCAAUUUGCCUCAGCCUCUCGCUACAUGUCUCUCCCAGACGAGCUGCGAGCCUUCAUGCUGGAGGAGCAGGCGGGUUUGAGCAAGCAGGGCAUUCAGAAUCUCAGAGUCCUGACAGAGGGCAAGCACGAAUAUGGCAGAGUGAAGAAGGCCUUGCAGGUUCUUGACACUGAGGAGGAGUCGCUGUUCAAGUCCACGAAGGCCUCUUAUCUAACUGCUGAACCUUUAGGAGAUGGUCAAGAUGCCGAGUCGGGUUCCGACUCAGAGUCCUGCAGUUUGGACGAGGAGUCCUUUUUGGCAAUCGCUGAGAAGGAUCUCACGGAAGACGAGGCUAUGAACUUCCUGAUGCAGAAUGCUUUCCGACGAAGGACAUGGAGCGAGAACAAGCAGCUCAAGGCAGCGAGGAAGAAAGACAGAAGGCACUUCGAUGACAAGCAGAGCCGACCAACCAAACCUCAAGGGCAUCGGCAUCUUCCCAUUGCAGAGCUGAAGAAGAUCACCAGGUGCAGCAAUUGUGGUGAGAAGGGACACUGGAAGGAAGACUGUGUCAAGCCCUAUCGCUCAAAGUCUUCUCGAGAAAAGACGGAGAAGUCCUCGGGCAAUGCAUUUGUCUUCAUGGGUUCCUCAAGCAGCAGCAGCUUUUGCGUUUUGGCUGAGAGUGGCUUAGAAGUUUUUCUCACACUUCCACCGGGUCAUGCAAUCAUUGAUCCAGGUGCUUCACAGGAUUUGAUAGGGCUGAAGAGCUUUGAGAGGCUGACUGAGAGCCUGGGUCACAACGGCCUGAAGCCGAUCAAGCUGGAUGAGGUUCCAGCCCCAGCCAGCGGAAUUGGACUCUUAGAGCAUGCUGGAGCGAUCAUUGACGUUCCGCGAAAUCAAAUUCGGUUUCAGAAUUUUGGCACCUCAGCUGACAUGAAUCGUCUUAGCUCAGGGCACAGAACCCUGGACAUAUCUUCUUGGAAUGGAGAACCAUUUCCGGUUCCUCAGCAGCUGAGAGAUCAGUUUCAGCUUUCAGCCGAUGCUUUCAACUUAGCCGACGCGCAAGUGUCCCGAGAUUAUGCGGCGUUUUCCUGUCAUGAGCAUGCAGUGGAGUUGUCGGUUCAUGAGGACCGGCGAGAGAAGGCUCAAUCGGUGUGGUUCGGCAUGACGAGGCGGCUUCUGACGCAACGGAGGGGGCCAACCAACCUGGAUCUUCCAUUGGCAUUUCCACAGAUGCCGUUGUGCGAAGAGGGUGUGACAAUUCCGGCACCACCGCCCAAGGUGUGCCAUCAUCCAGUGGAUCUCAUGGUCAAGGGCGGCAAUCAACAUGGCUCUUGGAAGACAUGUGGCCUUUGCAACAAGCAAAUGAUCUUCAAGAAGUGGGGACCAAGCAAUCCUCGUCCGAGUCAACGAGGGACCAAGAAGCCCAAGAACGUCACCGUGCAGACUUAUGUGAGCACUGGGCCAGCAGCAGUGAUCCAGCGCUCAGCACCAGCGCUGAGCUCAGAAGAGCACAUCACAACGCAAGACGUGCAAGUCUUGAUCACGCAGCAGACGGAUCAGCUGGCUCAGUCGACUGCCGGCAUGGUCUCGCAGGCGAUGGGCCCUAUGAUGGAGACAAUGCAGCAGAUGGCAGCCAGUCAUCAGCAACUUCAGACUAUGGUUCAGGGUCAGCAACAGCUGAUCGGGCUCCUCCUUCAGCAGCGGGGAGAUCAGAUGCCACUUCCAACUCAAGGAUAUCAAGUUCCAGUGGAGAUUCCCUCGGGCGAGGAGCUGAUGGAAGCUCCUGCUGGAGACCAGUGGGAGAUGCCUCGUAGUCAGUUCGGCAUGGAGGGUGAUGAGCGAUUGCAGAGGUUUCGUAAGUGCCUCAAUGACAAGAAGACCUACAAGAUUUUGGAGUUGUUCUCUCCUCCUCGAAUCACCGAACGUGCAAGACAAGUGGGCUUUUCCACAACCAGUCCAGCGGCUUUUGAUAUGAAGACGGGCUGGAAUGUGUUGGAUGCCAAGGACAGAGCUGAGUUUUGGAGAGUAGUACAUGAUCAGAAACCAGACUGCAUUCUCAUGACGCCAGAUUGUCGUCCUUUCUCUUCCAUGAUGCAGUCAAACUGGUCUAGAAUGACAGAACCGGAAGUUCAGCGAAUUCAGCAGGAGGGACUCAUCAUGUGGCAUUUCUGUGUUCAGGUCGCUGAGCAUCAGAUUUCUCAGAACAAGGAGUUUUGUAUUGAACAACCAGGCUUUGCCAGCAGUGCACAGACUCAUGCCACAAAAUGGCUGCUUCAACAACCAGGCGUCAUACGUUUUCUCUUUGACCAGUGCAUGACAGGCUUGAAGGUGAAAGGAGAUGAGCUGUCUCGAAAAACUACGGCUCUCACGACCAAUCAUCUUGGUUUGGCUGCCGUGUUCUCUUCUCUGCAGUGCCCUGGCGAUCACAGUCAUGUUCCACUAGAAGGGGGACUUCCUGCCAAGGCAGCCAUAUUCGGUGCCCAGCUGAUCGAAAACUUCAUCCGAGGUCUGUCUUUUAGACCAGAGCUCUCCUUCUACGGGGACGAUGAGGAAGAAGAGGGCGAUCUGGAGAAUGCUCUGGACGCGGAGAUUGAAGCUUCAGGUGCUAGAGAGCCACCUGCCAGAAGAGCACAUCAGGAGUCAGCAGAGAGACUGACCAGUGAGCAGAAGAAGAAGGUAAACCAGGUCCAUCUGAAUUUAGGCCAUCUCUCCAGGGAGCAAAUGUUGUCCUUGUUCAAAGCUGCCGGUGCGAAGGAGGCUGUAAUGAGAUACCUCAAGGAAGAGUACAGCUGCGAGCACUGCAUGCGGCAACGGCGCCCCAUUGACAGAAAGAAGGCCACCAUGCAGAGGACUUUCGCUUUCAACCGGCAGGUUGGAAUCGAUACCUUUUACAUUUCAUGGGGCGGAAGAACUCAUGCAUACCUCAAUGUGGUAUGCCAAGGCACCAACUAUCAGCAAGUGUGUUGGUUGCAAGACUAUGAUGGUGGAGCCCCCUCUUCAAAAGUUGCAUGGCAAGCAUUUUGUCAAUGCUGGCUCAAGCCUUUUGGACUCCCCGAGAUGGUCAUUUCUGACGGUGGCCCUGAGUUCAAGGAUAUUUUCGAAAGAUCUCUCGAGCGGCUCAACAUUCUGCAGUUGGUGUGUGAUGCCGCGAGCCCGUGGCAGAAUGGUCGAGUUGAGAGACAUGGUGGUUGGGUGAAGGAACGAGCAGAGAUGGAGCUAUCUUCUGGGCAGAGCAUUGUUACUUCCAGUGAGGAGUUGGAUGAGCUUUUAACCUAUGUGGUGACGCACAAAAACAGAUGGUUUUCUCGUGGGGGUUUUUCCCCAUGUCAGCUGGUGUUUGGCAUCAACCCGACACUUCCAGCUGACCUGCUGGGUGACUCUCCACAAGAUCUGGCCUGGCAGGACAUAGAAGCCGAUGCGAUGGAUCAAGAUACAGCAGCUAUGGAGUUCAACAGAAGUCAUCGCAUCAGGCAGCGUGCCAGGGAGCUGUGCGUGCAACAGUCGGCAGCCAACAAAAUUCGUCUCAGCUCUCUUGGCAGGCCUCACCGUCAGCGUCAAUGGGCUCAGGGACAGUGGGUUUAUGUUUGGAGAAAGACCGUUGGCACGGGUCAAGGUCACUUGACAAGGUCACGUUGGGUGGGGCCAGGUCUGGUCAUACUGCAAGCUGGACACACAGUAUAUGUGUCUAUGAGGUCACGGCUCUGGAAGUGUAACUCUGAUCAAUUGAGAGCAGCAACUCACUAUGAAGCUCUUGGGGCCUCUCUGACCGAAGUGGCUGAGCUGAAGGAUCUUCUUCUACAAGGAAGGCAAUCACGUUGUGGAGCAGUAGACGUGGCAUCCGAAGGCUCACCACCUUCAGAAGCAGAAAACAUGCCGGUUCCCAGUUCACCAGACAGAACUGUUCCCAGCGUUUUGGUACCAAGGAUGCCAUCCAUUCCAGAGGAAGAUCUUGAUCGUCAUAGACCAGGCCCAGGAGUAGGACAUGCUUUGAGGCAGGAGGCAGUUUUACCGCUGCCAACUCAAAUGCCUCAGAGAAACACGUCCAGAACAGAGUCAGAAGCAGGCAGACAGUCCAAUCAGUCGCAUGAGGAGCCUUUUGGAGAACCACUCCCUGACAAAAGGAGGAAGACCUCUCUUGACACCAUAGGUGGAGCUAGUAGCGGCUCCUCUGCCUCCCAGGACAGAGUCAAACGCAGAGUGUCAGAGCUUGAGGACUUAGAGAACAAGAGACUGGAACGUGAGGCACUCAAGGAGCUGAAGAGAAUGGACAAAGAAGCAAGAAGAGAGAGCGGCGCACCAGCCACGCCCAUGACCAACGCUCCAGCCACACCCCGAGUCAAUGCCUCAGCAGCACCUUCGACACCAGCAACUCCUAGAAUGGCAUCUCGGCCGGUCACACCUAGAACCCAUAAGGAGAAUCAGAUUGCGGAGGAUACCUGCAGUCCGGGUAUGCCAGAAGGUCUUGAGGAUCAGGAUGGAUCCGAUCUUCUUUCCAGUGAUCCCAGAAUGUCAGAUUUCUGUUUCCUGGGAUUGAAACCUUCAGAAGACAGGAACUCCUUGCUGGCACAGCCUCCAAAGCCCAAGAACAGCGAGUUCGACAUGAGAACCGCUAGUGCUGAAGAGAAGCAGGGCUUUGAGAAGUCCGAUGCUGCUGAAUGGCAGACAAUAUUAGAUAUGGGUGCAGUGAGGAUUUGUUCUCCUGAGGAGUCCAGAAAGCUUCGAAGCACACUAAGGCAUCGUAUCAUCGCCUCCAGGAUGGUGAGAAGAAAGAAGCCCAUGCCAGGCAUUGGGAACUACAAGUACAAGUCUAGAUGGUGCGUUCUGGGUCAUAGCGACCCUGACAGUGGCUCACUUAAGACUUUCAGUCCCAUGCCUUGCACGGAAGCAAUAGCUCUCUUCUUUCAACUUGCUCUAUGCCUUGAUUUGAAGAUGUCUUUUGCGGAUGUGAAGUCAGCGUUUUGCCAGAGCAAUCCUCUCAACAGACCACAAGGUCCUCUUUUUGCCGAGGCAUGCACUGGACUAGGUCUUCCAAAGGAUACCAUAGUGGAGCUCAAUGUGCCAGUGUAUGGAUUGGAUGAUGCUCCGAUCAGCUGGCAUCACACAGUGCUGGAGUUUCUUUUUAGCUUAGGUUUUGAGCGUAGCCUCUUUGAGCCCUGCUGGUUGAUAAAGAGAGUCAAUGGAAGGAUCAUGGCCAUGAUCAUGGUUGAAGUAGAUGACUUCAACAUAGGUGCUGUUCCAGAAUAUCAAGAUGAGCUGCAGAAACUCCUGCAAGAACGUUUUCAAUUUGGAAAAUGGGAGCAUGAUGCAGCAGACUUUGCCGGAAGAACGGUGCGUUUUGAGAAUGACAAAGUGAUCAUGUCCCAAGAGAAGUACAUAGUUGAAAAGGUUCACCAACUGAAGGUUCCUCGUGGCAUGCUCUCCUCCAAGGAUGCGGCACUGAGCUCAGAGAUGUUUGAAGAAUUCCGAUCCAUGCUCUACAGAGUCAGCUGGCUUGCUCAUCAGACUCGUCCAGAAGCAGCAGGCAUUGUGAGCUUGUUGUCAUCGAGACUGCACAGAGCUACGAUUCACGACGUAUGCUGCCUGAACAAACUCAUACAUCACAUCAAGGGCACAGCCAGUCAACCACUGGUCUUGCACAAGUUUGACUUGAACAAGCUUGUACUGAUUGCUGCCUCUGAUGCUGGUGGUGUCUCUAGUGAGCCUAUCAAGGCAGAAGCUGCUCAUGAAGAACUUGAAGAUACGGUUCAAGGUGCUUGGUGGCUUCGGAUCAGAGAAGCUCUAGCCUUCAACCAGGCCCUAGCUGAGGUGGAAUGGAUUCAGCUGAUGAUCAGAGAUGUGUUGCAUGGAGACGUUCACAAAGAAGACUGGAAGAAGUCCAUCCUGCCCUUCAUAACAGUGCUGAGAAGCGAAUGCGAGCUUAAAUCAAGGUUGCAACAAUGCAGUGUGACAGACGCCAAGUCCUUGUUCGAUGCUAUUGCCAAGGAGUCAACCAACUCAAGACAAGACAGAAGAACAGCCAUCGAGAUAGCGAUCAUCCUGGACGCCAUCAGCCAGUAUCCUUUGAGUUGCGAUGCCUCCCAUUUGGGCACCCGGCGCUUGUGCAUUUGCAGCACCGACCUGCUUUUUCCGCCUGAUCUGGGGGCCACGAAGUCCCACCAAAGAAAUGAGGAGGAUGAUACUCGGUCAAUUCUUGAUCCAGGUCGAGAACCAGUACGCUUGGCAGCUGCGGUGAAACGCAAGGUCAUCUCAUCUUCCCCUUCGCCGCAAGUCGCCUCGCUCAGCGGCAAUGGCACGACACAGGUGGAGCAGGGACGUGUCGUCCUUCCCGCAGCCCUGCGAGACCUGAAGCCUCAAGACUUGGCAGUGCUUGUCGUGGCUGGCGGACAGAGACCCCGGAUGUUGGAGAGGUGUUUGCAAGCUUUGUCAAAGGCCUAUGGCUACAACAAGAACAUGGUCAUGGUAUCGCAGGAUGGCGAUGGGACUCAAACAAAAAUCAUGGCGCAGAAGUUUCACGUGGGCUGGAGGCAAGUUGACACAGGCGUGAAGUCGGCGGGGGAAAAGGAGGCGCUGCACUACAAGAUGGCGUUGCAACAUGCCAUCGAAGGUCCCAUUAAGGACAAGAGCGUGUUGAUCAUCUUGGAAGAAGACAUGGUAGUUUCGUUUGACAUCUUGCUGUACUUCGCACAGUUUCAGGAGAUCCUCAAAUGGGACGACAUCUUUUCGGUCAGUGCCUGGAACGAGAACGCCAUCGCUCCCUUCAGCGCCAACGCGCAACGUUUGCUUCGAGUGGAUUCCUUUUCGGGUGCCGCAUGGAUGGUGUCCACCGAAGUCAUGCGCCAGCUGCUUCCAGCCUGGCCGCGGAAUUUCUGGCAGAAACAUCUCAGAAAGGUGACUGCUGGGAAACAGAACAUCAUCCCGGAGCUCCCGCGCGUGCGUCUGGACCGAACGAACCUUCAGAGUGCUUCCAUCUUUGUAAGCGCAGCAAGAGAUUUGAAUCAUGCGGAUUUGGGAGACCUUCGUCGACUUGCUGCAGAGGUCUAUUUGGAACGCCUCAUCACCGAUCUGCAGGAAGCCACUUUGGUGGAAGAGCUGAAAAACCUGCCUUCGCCGAUCAAGAUGAGGGAUUCCACGUUGGAGUUGAACUGGCGUGUUCAUUACCAAAGUUCGCAGCCAGACAACGAUGGGACCUGGAAUUUCCUGGCGCGGUAUCUUCAACUUCCGGAAACUGGACAAGCUCCUUUGUUGGAGGGUGUCAGCAAGAUGGUGUGGGGACGAGGCUUCUUGUUUCUGGUGGCCUCCUCCUCGCGUCUCAUCGUCAAGGCGCGACUGCGGCCUUUGCCUGCGGAACCCGUAGCACCGGAGGUGUGGCGUUUCAAGAAGCGGCACGACCGUUGCUGUUGGCGCCCAAUGGGGAGCUGCUGGCAGCCGACAGGACAGGCCAGUCCUGUAGCGAUUUCUGCACUUCCAAGGGUGGAUUCUGCGCGGCCUCAGACCUCUUGUUUGCCAACAGCUGCGAGGCCAUGCGAACGGUCCUCUUUUGCGAACGUUGUGAGCGCAACAUGGGCUCGGACCAACCUGCCGUGGCCAGUUCCAGAAGCAGCCGAUCCUAUGGCGCAUGUCUGUACAAUGGUGACAUCCUGCACCAUCCCAUCACUUGCGAAGCGGCGCAUCGUGAAACGCGGCGCUUGUGCGUCUGUCGAGAUGUCGCAGGGGAGUUUCGCCUCUCCUGAUGCCCUGGAUGAUGAUGUGAUGAAUGGGAGUGACGUCUCCCCAAUUCGCGACAAUGCAACCGUUCCAAAAGUAUAUGAAAGGCAACUCAUGCCUCUGCCGAAGCUGAAGUGGAUCAGUGGUCCGGUGUCUCGUCACCGGGUCCACACGAUCGUGUGGGAACCAGGAUCCAACACAUCCUUCAGAGCGUGGACUCAGGACUUGAUGUUGUGGAGCAUCUCUUCAGAUGCUGAGCCGCACCAACAGUGCGCCCUGGUCAUCUCACAGCUUGGCGGUGCUGCCCGUGAAGUUGCGAGGACCAUGUCACCAGCCGAGGUGAUGAAUGGAGGAGUUGUGAAUGGACAACACCUGGAUCCUCUUAGCUAUCUCAUCCACGGCCUCAGUAGCCGCUUCGGACCACUCGAUGACGAAGUGCGGUUGCGAAGCGCACAGGAUUUGCUAUCCUUCCGCAGGAGGACGGGCGAGUCAACCGACACGGUGUUGUCAAGGUUUGACAUAGUCAGACAACGUGCCCGUGCCGAUGGCGGGGGAGCCACAGUGAGCACCGAGACGGCAGCGCUCAUUCUGCUGAGAGCUGUUGGUGCCAAUCAUACCCAGUUCCAACAGUUGACACAGCCUUUCGGCUAUAGGUUGCCAUCCACGGAACAGGAAUUCUUGCACAUGACAAGCGCCAUCAGACGGCUUGGACACAUAGUGGAAAGCCAUCGUGACAACAUUGCCUCAACCUUGAGAGGCAAUCAGGGGUCGAAUCAUUACUGGGCAGGUGCGUCCCCCAGUGAUGAGACAGGCCCGAACCAAGAAGAUGGCCAAGAAGCUGACGGUGCCGAUGCAGGUGGAAACUGGUCCUACCUCACGAACAAUGGUGAGUCGGACACAGACAGUGCCACAUCCAGCGACAACAACUCGCUGAUGGACAUCUCAGACCUCAAUGGAAUGUCCUCGUUCCAAGUGGAUGAAUACCUGUUUGGCAGGUACCAACAUGCCAAGAAGAGAUGGCGAAGGUUCACUGGCAAGCCUGUUAGAGCACUUCGACGCGUGCUGCGUCGCAAAGGCAAGGGCAAAGGCAGAGAUGGAGAAGUUCUCAAGUGCAGCAUCUGCCAAUCUCAGUACCACCUCCGUGCAAGAUGCCCACAGAGGAGUGACGCCUCCCAGCCAGCAGCAGCGGCCACAAGUUCCGUUGGCCAGAUCCACCAUACGUCGCAGGCAAACCAAGCGAGCCGUUCGAUGUAUGUGCACUUUGCCGCCUUUCAGGCCCAGCCUGGAAGUGAACAGUCUUGGAGUCGUAUCGGCACUCCAAGAGAAGAUGGUGGAAAUCAGGAGGGACAGCAGCAAAGCCAAGAAGGAGUGUCGACUCCUAAUGCAGCCAAUGCGCGACCCGGUGACAGAACUCCUGAGGUGUAUCACAUGACACCAGACCCUCUGCAGGAGAACGAUCCGUGGCGGACAUGGAUGACAGCUGAACGCCCGCAAGGAUCAGCAAGUAACCCAAUUCAGCCAGCGCCAUCGCACUGGCAAGGUCCAGCUGCAUCGACGCUGGACCCCGGAAUAUCGGUUCCUGCAUGGCACGUGCCGGAUGUGAGAUCCUUUCUGGAAGUCUCAGGACUGUCUACCACCAGACCAAUGGUGGGGAGUGGCACUGAGCAAAUGGUCUUGCCGCCGGUGCCGACAGCAUACACCGCCGCAACUCAGGCCCUGCAGGCAAUGGUUGAACCGGCACUUAGUGGAGGAGCAGUUGCAUCAGAAGCCGCUGGUCUCUUCACUCAGGUCCAUGCUGGGAGACAGGAGCGGCGACGUGAGAGUCGCAGUCACCGUGAACAGCAAGAAGAACAACAAGAGCCCGAACCUCAAGCUGCGCAGACCAGGGAGUCUCGCCCCCGCGGCGAUGGAGGCCUGGAGGUGUACCAAGACACCUGCACAAUCUGCCUGAACCGGUUUGCGGCAGAGGAUCACUGUUGCAGACUGCAGUGUCGACACGUUUUCCACUGUGUCUGCAUGGGUGAGUACCUUCAGCACAACGCACCCAUAGGCGAAGGAGACAUCCGCCUGGUAUGCCCCAACUGCAGGGAAGACACUCAGGUCGAUCGUUCGUGGGUGCAGCCGACCUUCAACCUCCAUGCGCAGCCCACAGUUGAGGAGCAACUGAAUGAAGCCGUCCAGACCCCAGUUCCGUCUGAGGCAAGUGCAGUAUCUGCUGAAGAAUAUGUGACGCCGGACAAUAUCCGGUCGUGCGACGAUGGUCAGUUGGGCCUUCUGGUCGACCCAGGCAGCUAUGGAAAUCUCGCGGGAAGCGGAUGGGUUGAGGAGGUGGAAAAGACCCUCCAAAGCCAAGGAAAGACCGCAUCACGAGAAACCCGCAGUGCACCCCUUCGCGUCGGUGGUGUCGGCAAGGGAAGCCAAAACUGUCGGGAAGACGUGGUCAUUCCGUUGGCCAUCCCAAGAUCCGAUGGGACAGUGAAAGGUGGCACCUAUUCUGCCCCGGUCAUCGAAGGGUCAAAUGCACCAGCCCUAUUGGGCCUGAAGUCCUUGACGCAGCACAGGGCAGUCCUCGACCUGGUGUCCAACCAGCUACACUUGCUGGGGCCAGGAGAGUCCCGCUUCGAACUGGCAGAAGGGACAGAGACCUUUAAUUUGACCCGGGCAGCCACUGGACACCUGCUGUUGCCUUUCCAAGAGUUCUCACGUCUUGCGAGUGGGUCUCAGGGAGUGCGCCAUCUGUUCAGUGAGGAGGGCAUCCACGAGUCAGGGUACAUGACCACUGUCAAGACCGAGCAAUGCAAACAGGAGCCGACCAACACCCCGGAAGAGGCAGACAGAGCGUCAGAGCCUGCUGCAGCAAGUCCGGUCGAGCCCAGCAUUGCAGUUGCAUCCGAUGCACCUGAGGAGAACCAGGAAGGUCAGAGCAGAGAGGCAGAUUCCCAAGCGCCGACGUCACCAGCUGACGAACCAGCCCCGGAGGCAGGAGAGACUGUGACGCCAGUCCCUGCCGCUGAGGCCGAAGAAGCCAAGAGCAGCAGUCCGGAAGUGACAGCUGCAAACGAGGCUGUUCCGCCAGUCUCUGUUGAAGCAACAGCCGAGCCCAAGGCAGAGCCCGCAAGCCGUCACACAGGUGACUUCAAGAAUCUGACCUUGGACGAGAUCGCAGACCGCGAAGGAUACCCCGAAGAAAAGGAGCUGACCAGGGAUCCAAGUGGGGCUCGCUCACGCCGUGGCAGGCGGCGCCGCCGGAAGAGACGCUGUGAAGCAGAAGAGGAAGAAGACCCGGCGGGGUCGCCAGACGAAGAGGGCCGCGGACGAAGACGAAAACGGUCACCUGUCUCGCCAGGUGCCGUUCCAAGGGAGACAAAACGAUGGGCAUCCCAAGGGUCCCAGACUAGCCAUGAGGAAGGGGUCGAAAGAGCGCCAAGCUCAGCAACUGACCAAACGUCAGCAUAUGACACUGACCGUGGAAGUGUGGUGCUUACACCACGUCGUGAAGGGCCAAUUGACAAAUCAUAUGUGGCGUUGCCUUCGGAGAUGAUCACACCCAAGAGUGGAUCAGCAAGCAGCAGUGCACGCCCUGCUGAAGUGGCCAAAGCAUGCGAGUCCGUGGCAGCGCAACUGCCCAAGGAGCGCGGUGCAGGUAAGUCAAGCCCACCGCUGCCGCCUCCACCACGGCGGUUGGUGACGAGGGAAGAUGAUGGCCAAGAGUAUGAGGUGGUGAGAGGGGAGCGACUGCCGCCGCCGCCGCCGCGGCCGAAGCGACUCCUCCAGCCACCACCAGAGCCAAAGAAUCCGCCAACGGCCAAGACUGGAGCUGCAGGCGCUCGACCCUUGCAGCGCGGAACCGAUGCUGAGAUCGCGAAAGCUGAAGCACACCUCACAGAGGUGAUGGCGAACCCAAGUGCGACUCGCACAGCCAAGCGCAAGGCGUUGUUGAGCAUCAGCAACUUCGAUGCUCAUGCAUGUGCAUUUGAAGGAAUGGAUUGCCGAGUCACCCGUGUGAGGUCGCACUCUUCAGCAUGGGAGCAUUCAAGUGUGCAGUCCCUGGUGGAUGUCUGUGGUUUGAAGUUGAGCACCCACAGGUGGUGCACCUUCGGACUUAAGACGACGGGUGGGAACCCCAGUGCCGUCGUCCACCGGUGUGCAAGCACCUUUGAGUGGCAGAGCACGCCCUGCCAAUGCCCUGCAGAUGCUGAACAUGUGCAUGACUUGGCCCUGCGUGAUCCCUGCUGCACUGCCCAGAGACGCCAUACAUAUGAAGCUGAAGCAGCGGCCAAUCUCCUGGAGUCCGCAUGGAUUUGCGAAUCCGUGUCUGGGAAGUCAGCCGACUCAACAGUAUCAAUGGAAGGUACAGUCGUAGGCAGUGACAGCCAGCAGAUAGCAUGUCAAUCCGCGCAUCCAGCGCAACACGUAGAGCACAACGCGACGAGUUCCGACUCGUCAAGAGCUCGAGAUCCCGCACCAGAAUCUUCAGUGUUUAAAAGUUUAACCUUGCCCGCACAGAGCACUGUAAGCAAGACACCACACAAUUUUUGCGCUACGUUUUUCCAAUGCCGUUGCUGCGAACUGCUUGUUCCAAGUGAGACUGCCUGGUGCAACACCUGUGAAGCACCAGUGGAAAAUGAACAAGCUCAUCUGAUCCAAGUCGGAUGCUACCCUACAGAGCAGCGGUUGGCUGCCAAGCAGCGUGCUAAAGAUGGCAUUUUGCCAAAGAGAAAGAAGAAACAAGUCGAACAACAUUUCGACGACUGUGGAGAAGAUCUGACGCCAAUUUGUGACAAGGACCCAAAACUGUCCAUGUUCAUCGACGGAUAUUCAUCCGAUGAAGAAGAUAACAUUGGACACAAAAUCUUAUCAUCCUGGGUUACACACGGUUUCCAGUGUUCGGAAAGUGACCUGCCUCCAUCAACACAUCCAGGCAUGGUCAUUGCGGUCGACUUUGAAGAAGCCUAUCCGAUCUUGAUCAAUCGACCAUAUGGUGUUGAAAUCGUUGAAUUCUGUGGUGGUCAGGGACUGACCACUCAAAUGGCAGUCAAGCGUCAGCUCAGCACAGGCCACAAUUUUGAGCUGUUGACUGGCUGUGAUCUCACAGACACCAGCACCCAGAGGAAAGUGUUAUCGUACCUUUCCAUAGCAAAGCCUUUGGUCAUCGUGAUGGCGCCCAGAUGUGAUCCCUUCGGCCCACUGGGACGCUGGAACCGAGUGAUACAUCCAGAAGGAUGGGACCGCAGCUACCAAGAGUCCGCGCCUCUUGCAGAGUUCUGCGGCCGAGCUGCUCUCCAUCAAAUCAGUGAAGAAAGACAUUUCCUAUGUGAACAACCUCAAUCAUCAACCCUCUUCCAAGAGGAGCCCUGGCCGAGGGUACUGCAACAUGAAGGUACUGUCAAAGUUGUUUUCCACCAGUGCCGUGUUAAGCAGUACAUCAAUGGCCAGCUGUGCAAGAAAGCCACUGAGUUGGUGGCCAGUACACGAACCCUUCUGGAACCUUUUGAGGGCCUAGUCUGUACUGGUGAUCACCCGCAUGCAGUGCUGACCGGUGGUCAAGCAAGCAAGGCGCAGAAGUGGAGUCGCGACAUGUGCGACAGAAUAGCCUUCGGCAUUCAGCAACUAGCCGCAAGCACAAAAGAGCGCCCAGUGCAAGCAAUGCCGUCAGUGGCUGUGGGCGGCGGUGACGAAGCCCAGGAAGAUCCAGAACCUGAGGAGGCCGGCAACGAACCCUGGCGUAAGUGCAAGGGGUGCCGGUGGAGACUGCCAAAAUAUGACCCUCAACACAGCAGAGUUGCAGGUGAAUGCAAACAUCCAGACACUGAACCAGUGACCUUUGAUUGCCCUGCUUGCAAG